This is a messenger RNA of Conger conger (European conger), 763 nucleotides long. It is a transcript of the gene czib, whose product is annotated as CXXC motif containing zinc binding protein. The coding region runs from base 64 to 546 and encodes 160 amino acids. The record is from RefSeq and is a predicted model, not a curated record. The transcript is spliced from 8 exons. Gene Ontology annotation, molecular function: zinc ion binding. NCBI's taxonomy places the organism in Eukaryota, Metazoa, Chordata, Actinopteri, Anguilliformes, Congridae.
GAAAUGAACCCGCUGACAAUUCACCAUAGAAGGCAAGCUAUAUUGUAGGUUUAGAUUUCCAAGAUGGUGAAAUUUGGGUUGCAAUUUAAAGCAACAUUGGAGAAUAUCACAAACUUGCAACCAGUUGGAGACGACUUCCGCUGGUUUUUGAAGCUUAAAUGUGGAAACUGUGGGGAGAUCCCAGACAAAUGGCAAUAUGUUAACCUAAUGGACAGUGUGCCUCUGAAAGGGGGGAGGGGAAGUGCCAGUAUGGUGCAGAAAUGUAAACUGUGCUCCAGAGAGAACUCCAUUGAUAUACUAAAGGAUACCAUCACUCCAUAUAAUGCAGAAGACAGCGACAGAUUUAAGACCAUGGUGCAGUUUGAGUGUCGAGGUCUGGAACCAGUUUCAUUCCAACCCCAGGCUGGCUUUGUUGCACAAGGAGCAGACUCGAAGACUGUAUUCCCUGAAAUUAACCUACUGGAAGGGGACUGGACCGACUAUGAUGAGAAAAUCAAAGAAUCUGUUGGCAUCUAUGAAGUUACUCAUAAGUUCAUCAAGUGCUGAGCACUGUAUUUACACAGACAUUCUCUCCUGAGUUGCCAGACGCCGAAGAUACUUAAGGAUUGGCUUUGAAUUUCUCAAAUUCAAAAUGGCAGCCUACAAAAUUCACAAUGUCCCAUCCCUCUUGUCAUACAUGGGAAGGAAAGGAACGGAAUGGAACUGAACUGAGUGGCUGUGGGGUGUAACUCCGCUUCUGUCAAUAAAGCUUCAGAGGGAAAUA